UUUUGGUUCCAGCACUCUGCUUCUCUGCGGCACACGCACCGCUCCCAUAACUUUUUCUUUAAUUUAAUUUUUUAUUUCUUUUUUCCAUGAUUUCAUAUAUGAAGGUCUGCCAUUCCACGCUUCAUCUUGAUUGUUAUCUUUUCUCCUGAUCAUGCAAAUGAAAUUCACAUUUCAGUCGUAUUUGCUGUAAAUCCUCUGCAUUGUCUUUCAGCCAUGGUUUGGAAGAAGCAGUUUUUUUCACCAAGAAGAAAGGUAACUUCUGGGUUUGUUUUGGGAAUUGGAGUUUCAGUAACUGUACUGGGUUGGCUGUUUUUUACCAACUUCUUGAAGAGUCCUGCAGUGGAGACUUCGAUUCAAGGGUUUGACAGUUUGAAUUCUUCUUCUGUUUCAUGGCCUUUCUCCUUUUCCAGCAGUUCAGAAAUGCAGGAUUUUGUCGACAAAACCCAGGAAGCAAAUGAGUCAACGGUUGCUGGGAAGCAGAAUUUUACUCUUUCGGGGGAGACUCAUUUGGGAAAUUUUACAGAGGAGGGUAAAGAUGAGAGCUCGGGGGUUGAAGGGGAAAUGGGUAAGCAGAAAAACAGCGAAAACGAGUCAGUAAUUGCUGAAAACGGUAACUUUUUGAAUUCAAGCGAGGAAGGAAAUGGCUUGGGGAUUGCCCAUUUGGGAAACUCCUCUGAAGUUUUGGAAAAUGGAAGCUUGCAUGGUAAGGAAGGGAGGGUCAUUGGGAAUUUUAGCUUCUCUGGGCAAGAACAUGUGCAUGCAGAGAAGGCAGUUGAUGGUAGUUUUUCAAGGAAUUCUAGUAAUGUGGAUGGUAAUGUUGGGAAAUUUGUGAUGAAGAAAAAGGGUUGGAAGGCGGCUCAUCGAGAAAAUUCGAUUGCAAAAAUUGUCGAGUAUGAUUCUCAGAUGGUGAAAAUGCAGACUGAUUUGUAUCAGCAAUGUGAUAUUUUUUAUGGUAGGUGGGUUAGAGAUGAUUCAAGGCCAUAUUAUCCUGGAGGUUCUUGCCCAUACAUUGAUAGGGAUUUUAAUUGUCACCUCAAUGGGAGGCCAGACAAUGCUUUUAUAAAAUGGAAAUGGCAGCCAAAUGAAUGUGACAUUCCAAGUCUGAAUGCCACUGAUUUUCUGGUGAGGUUGAGGGGAAAGCGGUUGGUUUUUGUGGGGGAUUCACUGAAUAGGAACAUGUGGGAAUCUCUGGUUUGUAUUCUUCGCCACAGCAUUCGAAACAAGAAAAGAUUUCAUGAGAUUUCUGGGAAGAGGGAAUUUAAAAAGAAGGGCUUUUAUGCAUUCAGAUUUGAGGAUUAUAAUUGUUCAGUGGAUUUUGUUGCUUCUCCCUUCCUUGUUAGGGAAUCAUCAUUCACGGGGGGUCAAAAUGGUACGUUUGAGACGUUAAGAUUGGAUUUGAUGGACCAGACAACUUCAAUGUAUGAUGAUGCAGAUGUCAUAGUUUUUAACACUGGACAUUGGUGGACACAUGAGAAGACUUCUCGUGGAGAGGACUAUUACCAAGAAGGAAACUAUGUGCAUCCAAGACUCAAGGUUCUCGAAGCAUACAAGAGGGCUCUCACCACUUGGGCCCGAUGGGUUGACAAGAAUAUUGAUGUCAACCGGACACAGGUUUUCUUCAGAGGAUAUUCAGUUACCCAUUUCAGCGGAGGGCAGUGGAACUCGGGUGGACAGUGCCACAAAGAAACGGAGCCAAUCUAUAACGAAACUUACUUAGGGAAUUACCCUUCAAAGAUGAGAGCUCUAGAGCAUGUAAUUGAAGAAAUGAAAACUCCGGUGAUAUAUCUAAACAUAAGUAGGCUUACCGAUUAUAGAAAAGACGGACACCCUUCCGUUUACAGAAUGAAAUACAAGACAGUAGAAGAACGAAUUACAGCUGAGGGGUCUCAGGAUUGCAGCCAUUGGUGCUUGCCUGGAGUUCCAGAUGCUUGGAAUGAACUGCUAUAUGCCGCUCUUUUGAAAUCCGGAUGGGGGUCACGCGGAAACUGAACAAACCUGUAUACAUUCGUUUGUUCAUCUUUAAUCGUCUCGGCUUAAUUUUGUGUGCUGCGAGAGUUUCCUAAGUACCAUUUUGCAUGCUGAUUCAGAUGAUGCAUGUAUAACGGUGCAAUUUCGCAAAGUCGGGAAGGUGUAGUACUUACAUCCUACGUUCAAAAGAUAUACACGAUACAGUUUUUUG
Messenger RNA from Pyrus x bretschneideri (Chinese white pear), 2179 nucleotides. RefSeq names its product protein trichome birefringence-like 2. Gene Ontology annotation, molecular function: O-acetyltransferase activity. The coding region runs from base 214 to 1989 and encodes 591 amino acids. The record is from RefSeq and is a predicted model, not a curated record. Gene Ontology annotation, cellular component: Golgi apparatus. The transcript is spliced from 5 exons. NCBI's taxonomy places the organism in Eukaryota, Viridiplantae, Streptophyta, Magnoliopsida, Rosales, Rosaceae.